Molecule: messenger RNA, 717 nt
Organism: Cutaneotrichosporon cavernicola
Lineage: Eukaryota; Fungi; Basidiomycota; Tremellomycetes; Trichosporonales; Trichosporonaceae
Exons: 1
Coding region: 1-717 (238 amino acids)
Source: RefSeq, a predicted model, not a curated record
AUGGCACCCAGUUACACUCUCUACGGAUGCCCCAACACGGCAUCGACCGGUAUCCACUGGCUCCUCAUCCACCUCGAGCAGACGCAGGGCAUCAAGUUCGACUUCUCCGAAAUCAACCUUCCCCAGGGUGAUCAGAAGACCGAGGAGUACGGUCAGAUCAACCGGAAGCGGCGAGUGCCAACCCUCGUCGCGCACCCCUCCACCGGUGCCAGUGUGACGGUCACCGAGACGGGUGCUUGUGCCCUCGUCCUUGCCGAGGAGCACCCGCAGGCCCGCCUCAAGCCAGCACUUGAUGCGCCCCUGGCCGAGCGCGCUGCGUUCGACGAGGCGUUCAUCUUUGUCGUCAACAGCAUCCUCCCCGCCCUCCGCGACUGGAUGUAUGCCGACAAGGAUGGCGCCCCACAGUACGCUCACGGUAUUCGGUUGCUCACCCUCGACCGCCUGAAGAUGAUGUACGGCGUCCUCGACCACCUCCUUAUGGAGCGCAAGUACCUCGCCGGUAGCCGGCCCACUAUUGUCGACUACAUCUUCUGCGCCACCAUGAGCUGGGACGGGUUUAUCUACGCGCUGAGCCGCAAGUUCCAUCACAUCCGGCGCUUCGACGACGAGAUGCGCGCCGAGAAGAGCUUCAAGGAGCUUGAAAAGCGCGAACAGAUCACCAUCAGCCCCAUCAAGGACUGGGAGGAGCCGUACCUCACCCUCUCGGCGCAGCUUUAG